AUGAAGGUGAUCGGCUUGACAGGGGGUAUAGCUAGCGGGAAGAGCACUGUGUGUCAGGAGCUCAAGUCGCGGUUCGGCUUUCCUGUUAUCGACGCUGACAAGACAGCGCAUGACGUGAUGCGAAAGGACACUCCAGCUUAUUCGCAAGUGGUGAAGGAAUUUGGGCCUUCGGUCCUGACGUCAGAAGGGGAGAUAGAUCGUAACAAGCUGGGGGAGAUAGUGUUUGCCAACGCUAACAAAAGGAGGAAACUGAACAGCAUUAUGCACCCCCACAUUGCCUACGCAAUUGCACGACAGCUCUUCUCCCAUUGGUGGGCCAAUCACCCACUGGUCAUUCUAGAUGCUCCUCUGCUCUACGAGACCGGUCUGAACAGGGCUACACGAGCAGUGAUUGUUGUCUUUUGUGAGACGGAGCAGCAGGUGGAGCGUUUAAUGAAGCGCAACUCUCUGCAGGAAGAUGAUGCUCGGCGGAGAGUGGCUGCUCAAAUGCCAAUGGAGCUCAAAGUGAGUUCUGAAUAA
Messenger RNA from Closterium sp. Naga37s-1, 519 nucleotides. The record is from the annotation of a GenBank genome assembly. NCBI's taxonomy places the organism in Eukaryota, Viridiplantae, Streptophyta, Zygnematophyceae, Desmidiales, Closteriaceae.